Messenger RNA from Colletotrichum tamarilloi, 429 nucleotides. RefSeq lists its product as uncharacterized. The coding region runs from base 1 to 429 and encodes 142 amino acids. Lineage: Eukaryota; Fungi; Ascomycota; Sordariomycetes; Glomerellales; Glomerellaceae. The transcript has a single exon. The record is from RefSeq and is a predicted model, not a curated record.
AUGCGGCGAUGCGCAUUUGUGUUUCCAGAAAUGUUUCUGGGCGCAAGGGGAGAAAAAGAGAUGGCUCACCAACCAUGCACCACGACUGCAUUUCCAUAUCGUCUUCCAGAGUACAACACCGCGGACGGGACCAAUUGGCAUUCGUCGAUUCUUUUUCUUUUCGUACAACCAUCCACCCAUGCCCGUCCCAUUCCAUCCCAUCGCGCAUCAGCCCUGCUGCACCUCAUCAACCCAAAGUAUGGGGACAGACCGGCAGUGUCCAUUUUGAGAGAUGUUUCGAUUGGAAAGGAUGCUGAAGAUGACUCUUUUGACCGACCCCCCCGUUCCCCCUACCUCAGGGCUCCCGUCGCCAGUCUCCAACGGAGCCAGCCCCCCCUCCACUUGUGCACACCUACAUCUACGAAUACACAGGAAGGUAUCCGUACCUAG